CAGAUGUCCGCCAAGUACGCCUUCUCACAAGCUAUCAAAGAAGUCCGCUUCCACUUCUGCCAAACCUCCGAAACCUCCAACGGGGUCCGAGAAUUCCUCCAAAAAUCCUACCCAGUCAUGAAAAAGCACAACCCCACAACCCCAAUCCUGAUACGCGAGGCAUUCGGUGUCCCGGCAAAGAUGUACGUCAGAUACGAGAUGGGACGUGAGGAGAAGAAGAGUUUGGAUGGGUUGGGGAAGGCGAAUGUUGAGAAGGAGGUUUCGGCUGUGUUGAAGGCGUAA
Molecule: messenger RNA, 282 nt
Organism: Saitoella complicata NRRL Y-17804
Lineage: Eukaryota; Fungi; Ascomycota; Saitoellomycetes; Saitoellales; Saitoellaceae
Product: NADH dehydrogenase, alpha subcomplex, subunit 2
Exons: 2
Coding region: 4-282 (92 amino acids)
Source: RefSeq, a predicted model, not a curated record